CCACCAUCUUGACAACUGCGGAACAGGCGCCUCGACUCGGUUUGCGUCUUUUUUUUAGCCGCACACUUCCAGCGGAGUUCAGCCUGCAGUAACUUCCUGCAGUGAGUUCAGUGAAUGGACGCAGCUGUUUGCACAACUUCUAACUGAUCUCCAGUCUGCAGCUUCGAGCAGCUCUGACCAUUGCUCUGUCCGUCUGCAGCGCCGGAGUCUACCGAUGACACUGACCCCCUCCUGAAGCCUGAUCCCGGGGACGACGCGCUGCCAUGGACCGAUCUGCCACAGUGGAGCACUAUAAGGCCGCCAUGCUGCUGAGCGGCGCUGGAGACGCUCUGGGCUACAGGAGUGGGCUGUGGGAGUACAAUUCGUCUGGACCAGCGAUUCACCAGGAGCUGCAGGAGCUCGGUGGUCUGAAGAACAUCAAAGCUGAGCUCCCCGAGUGGCCGGUGAGCGACGACACGGUUCUGCAUCUGGCAACAGCUGAAGGACUGGCGACUGGAAAGGGAGGAGAGGAUCUCCUGCAUGAGGUGGCAGCUCGGUACGUGGAGGGGAUGAAGGACAUGGAGGGGAGGGCACCUGGGCCUUCCAGCAUCCGGGGAGUUUCCCAGCUGAGGCCUGGACAGGAAGGAGGCUACAGAGUGGAAUAUAACCCCGAGGGAACCGGCUGUGGAGCAGCCAUGAGGUCCAUGUGCAUCGGCCUGAGGUACCCGAAGCCUGACCAGCUGCUGUCGCUGGUGGCGGUUGCCGUGGAGACGAGUAGGAUGACCCACCCUCACCCGACUGGUUUCCUGGGAGGCGUGGCGUCGGCCCUCUUCACCUCGUACGCCGUCCAGCGCAGGCCGAUCACGACUUGGGGUCUGGGCCUGAUCAACGAGGCCUGUCCAAUAGCAAAGAGCUUCGUCCAGAGUCGAGGCCACGCAGUGGAGGAGACGGAGCGGGACUGGAGCUACUUCUGUGACAAGUGGCAGUGGUACCUGGAUCUGCGGGGCAUCUCCAACGGGGUCGGUCCUGUGAUCUGGCCCUCCUCCUACGGCCCUGCUGAGCGAGACGAAGCCUACAAGAGCUUCAGUCUGUCGGGUUGGGGGGGACGCAGCGGCCACGACGCUCCAAUGAUCGCGCUGGACGCACUGUUGGGAGCGGGUUCAGACUGGGAGGAGCUGAUGAGCAGAGGAGGUUUCCAUGGAGCUCACAGUUCAGAUGGUUCAGUUUCCCAGUGAUGUCCGUUAAAAAUGCAAGGGCAAGAAUCCACUCAGUGUCCUCAAGCAGCGAGAUGUCCUCCCCUUUGGAUUGCAUCAACUCUUUGAUUUCGGCCAGAAGUGACAAAAAACGCUGCAAAACUGUUCCCCUGCUGAUCCAUGGGGUUUCUGUGUGUAGUAACAGCUCACCAUGUUCAGCUGACAGCUCCUCCAGCAGCACCUUCAAUGUCCUGGUUGUUUGGCUUUGGAGCCAUUUAUGAUCUUCACGACACGAGUCAUCACAUGAUGAAAUCCGGCCACUUUUGUACAUACAUAUGUCCUGCUGGUGAAUGAUGCAGUGGUAAUGUAGGAAUGUUGGGAAGUCUGGAUCACCUCUGCAACGUACAAUGAAGCCUGCAUGCCGACCCGUCAUGGAGGAGCCCCAUCUGUCGUCACUAAAACAAGCUUUUCUAAUGGUACAUUUUUCUCCAUGAAGAAACCUUUUGCCGCGUAGCAGAUGCCAAAGCUGCCUUUAAGUCCCGGCUUUUCCUGUCCGUAGUGCGCAUACAGUCUCUGUGCGCUACCGGGUGGCUAGUUAGCAUGGAAGCUUUGUAGCGGCUAAAGUAGCAUCUCUCCACAUUGUGCCGCUUUGCCGACGCAAUAGUCGCCCUGCAAAUAGGACGCAUAUCUUUCACUGUCGUGAAAAAGAACUCUUCCUCCCAGUCAUCGUGAAAAUAGUGUUUUCUCUUUCACUUCUCUGUCAUGUUUUGGGGGUAAAAACCACAUCUAGCUUCCCAAAGCGUCUGUGUCCGGAAGCUUCAGCAGAGUGACGUGGUGGUUUGACAUGCGCAGUGAACUUUGACUCGGACAAGGUCAAAGUUCAUUUACACCGAAGACAUUUUUGUUUAAAAAAAAUUAUAAUAAAUAUUGUAAUUUAAAAUCUG
Amphiprion ocellaris (clown anemonefish) is the source of this 2116-nucleotide messenger RNA. RefSeq names its product ADP-ribosylarginine hydrolase (gene adprh). Gene Ontology annotation, biological process: protein de-ADP-ribosylation. The coding region runs from base 264 to 1214 and encodes 316 amino acids. The record is from RefSeq and is a predicted model, not a curated record. Gene Ontology annotation, molecular function: magnesium ion binding; ADP-ribosylarginine-[protein] hydrolase activity. The transcript has 8 exons. Lineage: Eukaryota; Metazoa; Chordata; Actinopteri; Pomacentridae.